Messenger RNA from Torulaspora delbrueckii, 657 nucleotides. RefSeq lists its product as uncharacterized. NCBI's taxonomy places the organism in Eukaryota, Fungi, Ascomycota, Saccharomycetes, Saccharomycetales, Saccharomycetaceae. The coding region runs from base 1 to 657 and encodes 218 amino acids. Gene Ontology annotation, cellular component: membrane; cytoplasm. The transcript has a single exon. The record is from RefSeq and is a predicted model, not a curated record.
AUGACCCAGCCCAAGACCCAGUCGCUGGUCAAGACAUACAAUCGCCUUCUAUUGAGGCACCCAUUGUUGGUCAAAUCAAUUACUGGUGCUUCUCUAUCCUCCCUAGGUGAACUGAUUAGUCAAUGGGCUGCAAUUGUGAUUCAGAAGGAUGAGAGUAAGGACGAGAAACAACACCAGCGAAAGUCACUUCUACACACAUUAAAGAGGCUAAUAUGUGAGCCCAAGCUGCUUAAAAUCUUUAUUAUGUUCUGCUAUGGCGGUCUAAUCAAUGCACCUAUAAACCACUUCAUGUAUCGCUAUAUCACGCAAAUUACGAACGCACAUAUCAGGUCCCCAAAAGCAAGACAACUAACACAGCUAUUAGCAGCAUUAUCCAUUGUGAGUCCCACUCAGGUAUUUUUCCUCAUCAGUACUCUAACUGUGGUUAACACUAACACUCGCUUGCAAGGAAAUAUAUUGACUAUUUGGCCUCAUAUCCAGCGCAACCUAAAGGCUCAAUAUGCAAAAAUUCUGACAUCGAGCUGUCUGACAUCCACUUUUCUAGUGUCCUUUGCUCAGAAAUUCAUUGAGCCGGAGAAAUGGUCUGUCUUCUUCAGUUUCGCUUACGUAGUGUUGGGUACUGGUCAAAACAUCUACCUGAAGUUGAAGGAUAACUAA